AUGGCCUUCCCGCUGAACACGCUCGUUUGGCUGAAGCAGCCGGGCCACCCGUGGUGGCCGGGGAUAGUGCUCGACCCCGCCACGCUGGAGAUGGCGGUGCCUGCGGGGUACGACACCUGCGUGCUCUGCCUGCCCUCCGCGUCCUCCAGCGUGGCGUUCGCAAACGGCGGCAACGCCGAGGAGCUUAUCCGUUUCGACCCGGCGACAGACGCGGAGCUGAUAGAGGCGGGAAAAGAAACUUCCGACUGCGCCGCGGCCAUCGAGGAGGCACUGAGCGUCUACGAGCAACAGCAGGCGCAAGCGAGGAAUAAGGAGGCCGCUGAGGACAGAGACGACGAGCGCAAAGGAGCGCACGUGCGGAAGGGGGAUGCGGCGCAUAGAACAGCGAAGCAGGAAAAGAAGCGACACAGGCGGCGGGAGCGCAGUGAGUCGCCUCCCGUAGGGCGGCGGCCCCGCCACGAAAAGAGGAAGAUGGACAAGCGUAAGUACAAGGUGAGCGGCGAUGGUGAGAGCGAGAGCACGGAGGACGUAAGCGGGAGCGACGAUGACGCGAAAAGGAGCAAAAGCACCGGCAAGAAGUCUGGAAAGGCGGGAGUCCCCGACGCCGUGGAUCAAUACGACAGGGAGGCGCAGCAUGUGCCCACCCAUCAGGAAGAUGACGCUGUCUACUUGGAGCACGUGCUCCGCGAGAAGCGUCAAGCGGCAUCCGACACGACGCUUCAAAUCAUUCGAAAUAAGUUGGAGACGUUGGCCGUGGCGUGCGACCACGGCGGCGUCAUCUCCGUCAGCGAGGCGGCGGAGGAGGCCCUCCUCGACGCACUCUCCCCGCUGUCACUCAUGAACAUCACCCUUGACCAACUCCGUCGUCUUAAGAUUGGCGUUGUUGUGGGAAAAUUCCUCACGAAGGACUACCCGGUCCGCGUCGUCUCACUGGCCUCGGCGAUUCUCACGUACUGGUUCCGUCAGCUUCCGCCUGCAACGCAGCAGCGUUUGAGUGCGCAGUCGGCGCUAGAGCUGGCGUCAAAUGAUACAACCAUCGGCUCAGAGCGCCAAGGCCUCUCACUGGGCGCAUUGGGUGUGCAGUUGGAGGCCUGCUUCACCGAUGAGGAGGUGUACGACACAAUCAACGAUCCCGUUGUCGUCGCAAAGGAGAUUGAGAUGGAGCUCGAAGCCGUCGACGACGAGGACGUCAGCAAGGAGGCCCUCGCCACGUUGCGUGACAGCCAAAACACGGCGCUGCGCCGCGGUCUGCUUGACGGCUCCAUCGCCGCCAAGGACCUCGUCGCGAACCCCGGCAACCCGGGCGCUCUGCUGCGGCGCCCUGAGGCCGAGGGCGAGAAGGCGUCAGGGCGCUCGCCGGCGGAGCCGGAGUCCCCGCUGGCGGAUGGAAGCGACUUCACGAAUUUCACGACACUCUACGCAUGCCCCGAGUGCGGGUCUCGCGAGGCGGUUGCCAACGAGUACUCGGUGCAGGCCCACGACAACAUGGCGGUUUUCGUGCGUUGUCUCAAGUGCGGUGAAACAUGGAAUGUGGAGGCGUAG
Molecule: messenger RNA, 1542 nt
Organism: Trypanosoma conorhini
Lineage: Eukaryota; Euglenozoa; Kinetoplastea; Trypanosomatida; Trypanosomatidae
Exons: 1
Coding region: 1-1542 (513 amino acids)
Biological process (GO): DNA-templated transcription
Molecular function (GO): zinc ion binding; nucleic acid binding
Source: RefSeq, a predicted model, not a curated record